GUCUCUUCACGCGCGGGGUUUUGAGGGUAUAUGCGCGAGGUGCAGAUGUUGGCGGUUUGAAUAGAGGAGAGGAAGGAGAGCCGUGGACCUGCGCCCUCCGAGCUGAAGCACUUAACGCAUCCAAAGCAAAAUCUCUGCUGACAUGGACAAACUUGAUAUGGAAGUGAAGGAGCUGAAUAAGCGUGCAUCAGGUCAAGCGUUUGAGGUCAUCCUGAGCCCUUCGACGCCAGACGCCAAGGGAGAGCUUCCAUUCUCCCCCAUCAGGAAAAAAGAAAUGUCACUGGAUGAGAUUAAAUGCAAGCUAGAAGCUGCAGAAGAGCGACGCAACAGCCAGAAAGCUGAAGUGCUGAAACAAUUGGCUGAGAAACGAGAACAUGGGAAGGAAGUUGUCCAGAAGGCCAUGGAGGAAAACACCAACUUCAGCAAGCUGACUCAAGAGAAACUGGCUCAGAAGAUGGAGGCCACCGUAGAGAACCGCAACGCUCGGAUGGCGGCGCUCUCCGAGAAGUUCAAGGAGAAGGGCAAGAAGAUUGAAGAGGUGAAGAAGAACAAGGAAGCGAUGACGGAACGGGGCAUUUGAUUGGUUCAUGCUCUUUUAAGCAGUCUUUACAUCUUCAAAAAUAAGCUAUAUUUUUUUAUAACAGAUCCUUCAUAUUGGCUUAGAUCAGAUUACACUGUUUAGUUUAACUUAGUGGUGCUGGCUAGAACUGGUCUGUUAGAUUUAGUCUGGUUUUUCUGUUACUGUAUAUUUCUCUUUGGCAGCUGAUUCCACGGUUUUCUUUCUCAAGAGGCGUUUGUCGUAAAUAUGUCCUCAUCCUUUUUACUGUUGAAAGUCUUCCUUCAUGGUUGUAAAUGGUGAAUGAUUAUGAAGACUUUAAAAGACUGCGCGAUGCUGUACCCGUGUUUGACUUUUUUUAUUAAAAUAUAUCUACAAUUGAACUUUUC
Molecule: messenger RNA, 945 nt
Organism: Salarias fasciatus (jewelled blenny)
Lineage: Eukaryota; Metazoa; Chordata; Actinopteri; Blenniiformes; Blenniidae
Gene: stmn1b
Product: stathmin 1b
Exons: 5
Coding region: 143-580 (145 amino acids)
Biological process (GO): regulation of microtubule polymerization or depolymerization; neuron projection development; microtubule depolymerization
Cellular component (GO): neuron projection; cytoplasm
Molecular function (GO): tubulin binding
Source: RefSeq, a predicted model, not a curated record